Molecule: messenger RNA, 1152 nt
Organism: Trichobilharzia szidati
Lineage: Eukaryota; Metazoa; Platyhelminthes; Trematoda; Strigeidida; Schistosomatidae
Source: the annotation of a GenBank genome assembly
AUGUCAUCUUGUUUUCCAUUUGUUAGGCGCAAACAGAGAAACAACUUAGAAAUUUUUCUCGUCAUCUUGGGAUUAGAUAAUGCUGGAAAGACAACAACAACGCGCAGUAUCAAAGGAGUUUCAAGUGAAUUAGUCGCCCCAACAAUUGGCUUCGAUCGUAUCGAAUUCGCUAUAGAUCGAUUUAAUAUUAACCUUUAUGAUUUGGGUGGUGGCAAAACUAUACGUGAUAUAUGGGAGACGUAUUUCGCUGAAGUCUAUGGAGUUAUAUUUGUCGUAGAUUCAAGUGCACCAGAAAGACUUGAAGAAUGUCAUGAAGUGUUGUGCAACCUUCUUGCUCAUCCGUGUAUAUCAGGUAAACCAGUUCUUUUGCUGGCGAAUAAACGGGAUAUUAAAGAUGCGCUGGAUGAAUCAGAGCUGAUAGCAGCCCUGCAGUUGGAUGAUUUAGUCAAUCAAUACCACUGUCCUUGUCGACUGGAGUAUUGCUGUGCUUUAUUAUUACCUGGUAAAAAAUUAGAUAAAGCGAUUCGUGAUGGUUUACGAUGGCUACUCAGCUAUAUUGAAUCAGAAAUAACCACACUACAAUCACGUGUACACGCUGAUAUGGCUAGACAAGCAAGAGAACAAGCAAUUGAACGUGAAGCUCGGAAAGAAAGAGUUCGCCUAGCCAGAGAAGAAAGAGAACGUUUGGAAAAAUUGUCUAACCAUAAGAAUAAAAAAAUUCAGCCUAACAAUACACCUGUAUCAGAUAGACUUCAUAAUGAUAUUGGUGACAUUAUGAAGGAUGAAAGCAUCAAUAUUGGAUUAUCUCAGGUAGUGGGAAGUACUACAGCAGGGGAUUAUGAAGAACAACUGCCCAGUAUAAGUGAAUCAGAAGACAAACCUAUUCGAUUCUCUGAAGUCCCAGAACCUAAACUAUGCAGAAAUAGUCAAUUUUUGCCGAGUACAUCAUUGACAGAUAAACAGAAGAUGAAUAAUCAUCCAUUAGCCUGCUCACUGUUGAAUUCACGUGAAUUAAUGCAUCAGAUCCAACUGGCAUGCAGUAUUGAUGUUGAUUUCACUGAGAGAAAAAUUAAUCUCAAGGAAGAUAAACAAAGUUUAAUAAUCGAUGAAAAUAUUGACCGAGAAUCUACUGACGACGACCACGGGAGAUGA